GAGACGAGCUGCUCCGCAUGACGUUCAGCGUUGCUUGUUCGCAUACAGAAAGCGCCAGCCAUUGAAACUAGUCUGGACUUGUAGGGAGAAAGUAGCAGACCACCUACACAUGGCAGAGUGGAACGCGUACUACCGGAAUGAGGAUGAGGAUGAAGAGCAAGAGGAAGGAGAGCAGUCUGGAGGAUAUUAUAAGGUCACAGGGAGGGACAGUUUGGUCUUCUUGGUUGAUGCCUCCAAGGAAAUGUUCAUCAAAGGAGAAGAUGGACAGCCGUCUAACUUUGACUUAACCAUGCAGGUUGUGCGCAGCGUGUACACCAGUAAGAUCAUUAGUAGUCACAGGGAUCUGAUGGCUUUGGUUUUCUUUGGCACAGAGCAAAGCAAAAAUCCAAGGAACUCAUUCAAGCAUGUCUACGUGUACCACGACCUUGAUGAACCCGGUGCAAAGCGAGUACAGGAGGUGGACGCUCUACGGGGGGAUAAAGGAGCCCAGCUAGCAGCAGAGAAAAUGGGCAGUGGGGAGACAUCAUUAGGUGAUGCUCUGUGGUGCUGCGCCAACCUCUACAGUGACAUCAAGCUACGCCUCUCACACAAGCGACUCAUGAUCUUCACCUGCAGGGACGAACCACAUGGGGGCGACAGUGUGAAGGACCGACAGGCUCGCACCAAGGCCAGUGACCUCAAAGAGACUGGUGUCAUCAUUGAUUUAAUGCAUCUGAAGAAACCAGGCGGUUUUGAUGUCUCGUUCUUCUUUCGUGACAUUGUAAGUCCUCCUGAGGAUGAGAGCGAGCUGGGGCUGCAGCUGGAGCCUUGUGACAAACUGGAGGACCUCCAGAAGAGGGUGCGGGCUAAGGAGCAGAAGAAGAGAACCUUGGCCAGGUUAAACUUGUGUCUUGGUGAUGGUAUAAAUGUUGCUGUGGGGCUUUAUGCAACUGCUGUGGCAGCUCGGAGACCAGGUGCCAUCAGACUUUACAGGGAAACCAACGAGCCAGUCCGAAGCAAAACCCGCACCUUCCACACCCAGACUGGCAGCCUAUUGCUGCCCAGUGAGAUAAAGAAAGCCCAGACCUAUGGUAAGAAGCAGAUAGUGAUGGAGAAAGAUGAGGUGGACGCCAUCAAGAAGUUUGAAGAUCCUGGGCUGUUUCUGAUCGGAUUCAAACCGAUGGAGAGGCUCAAACUUCACCACCAUAUCCGACCUGUUGUCUUCCUCUAUCCUGAGGAGGAAGAAGUGAACGGCAGCGCAUGUCUGUUCUCUGCCUUGUUGACGAAGUGCAGCGAGAAGAAUGUGUUCGCUCUGUGCCGCUGCGUCUCUCGCCGAAACUACCCACCUCGAUUUGUUGCCUUGGUGCCUCAGAAGGAAGAAGUAGACGAGGGGAAGGUACAGAUUACACCACCAGGUUUCAACAUCAUCUACCUGCCAUACGCCGAUGACAUACGGACAUUGGAUCCUCCGCACUUUCCAUCUGCCUCACAGUUGCAGGCGGACAAGAUGAAGGAGAUCGUCUCCAAGCUGCGCUUCAAAUACAGGUGUGAUGCUUUUGAGAAUCCAGUCAUCCAGCAACAUUACAGGAACCUGGAGGCUUUGGCUCUGGAUAUGGUGGCUCCAGAGGACACAGAGGACCUCAUCAUGCCAAAGGUGGACCAGAUUGACUGCCGUCUUGGUUCUUUGGUCCAGGAGUUUAAAGAUCUGGUCUACCCUGCCAACUACAACCCUGAGAGCAAACCAACCACCAAACGCAAAUCAGCUGAUACAGGCAGCGGUGCUGAGAAGAAGCCUAAGGUGGAGGUGCCAGAGGACGAGCUGAGGGCCCAUGUGCAGAACGGCACGCUUGGAAAGCUGACCGUGCCCGUGCUGAAGGAGGCCUGUAAGCAGUUUGGGGUUCGGACCACUGGGACCAAGAAGCAGGAGCUGAUAGACGCUCUGACUGCCCGCCUGGGCCCAUGAGGAGUUAGAUGUGCACCCCAUUGUGCCUUUGUUAGCUUAUUCAGAUCAGCAGGUUUGUGUUGUUUCCAUGUGUAGAAAUAUCAUCUGCCACUUUGUGCGAACAAAGUUAAAUUUGUUAUCUAUUUUAAAAGUAGAUAAAGGAUUUCAAAUUUACUGUGUGUUUUGUAAAUUUCAGUGCCCCACACUAUGAGCAGUGUUCCCAAAAAUUUUCCUUGUGUGCUUGCUAAGAUUAAAAUUGUUGCUUUACCCUGUUUGUGGCAGUCCCACAUUACAUGAAUAAUGUUUGAAUAUAACAAAAACAAGUCUUUCUUGUGACCAAGUACUCUGAUACUGAAUGUGGGUACAUCAUAAAACAAGUUUUGUGUGCAUCAAAAUAAACUGUACACUAAACAUAGUUAUAAAAAUACUGUACUUAGUGAUGACACUUGUUGAUAAACUUGCAUUUGCAUUAAUAAAUACAAAUUCUAACAGUCCUGAA
Messenger RNA from Scatophagus argus, 2420 nucleotides. It is a transcript of the gene xrcc6, whose product is annotated as X-ray repair complementing defective repair in Chinese hamster cells 6. Lineage: Eukaryota; Metazoa; Chordata; Actinopteri; Scatophagidae. The coding region runs from base 110 to 1942 and encodes 610 amino acids. Gene Ontology annotation, molecular function: damaged DNA binding; double-stranded DNA binding; telomeric repeat DNA binding. The record is from RefSeq and is a predicted model, not a curated record. Gene Ontology annotation, cellular component: nucleus; Ku70:Ku80 complex. Gene Ontology annotation, biological process: double-strand break repair via nonhomologous end joining; cellular response to gamma radiation; telomere maintenance. The transcript is spliced from 13 exons.